GGUCAGCAUCUGCGACCAAAACAAAUAUGGCGGCCACAGUCACGACGGUAAACACGUCGAAGCUUUUUGUGUGCUCUCUCCGUCUCUCUUGAUUUUGCCUGUUACCUUCACAUACAACACGUGUUGUAAACUGACAAUUUAACGAGUCAAUUGUUUUUUGGACCAUGCUUUGAACGGAGAGCCAAAGCGAAACCCGGAAAACAAACGGAAGUGUCCGCCUCUCGUUUGAAACUAAACAUCCGCCACGAUUACGCGUGUGUUUACUAUGUUAGCUCGUCGCUUUAGCCGAACAAAUACGAGGAAAAUAUGAAGAUUAACUGCAUCGUCCACUCAACGGAACGAUUCACGGUGUGCUGCCCCGCCUGACACGAAGGACAACGUGAUGUAGCGUCAGCUAGCGUCUGAGGAUCUCGCCCUGAGCAAAGUAAACAAGACAUGGACUUUGGCUUGGAGACAACCCGAGAGCACUGAGAGGUAAACAUCGAGUUAAAGACACACUACCAUGGGUUUGGUGAACUUUGUAGUCGCCACUGUAGGAAAAUGCCUGGACGCCGUCUGCUUACUGCUGGACCUGAAUUUCGUCAUCGUCCACAGCGUGGUGCGGACGAUCCUCGUGGUGAUCACCUUCAUAACCAGCCUGCCCACCCUUCUCCUCAACUCCGUGGUGGAGUUGGGCAACUUAGCCCUGUUUUGCUUGAUGUCACUGGCAGAGGCGACAUCCAACGUAGCCCACGGUACCGUCACCAUGCUGGGGAGCGUGGUGCUGGCUCUGGAGGGGCUGCUGGAGAGCCUGAAGAUGGUGGGUUACCUGUCCAUGCACGUCCUGCUUCGUGGGAAGGAGCACCUGUGUCGAGGUAUGCUGUCUGUGCUGGAGGGCUGUGGCAUUGCUGUCAGUCUGGUGGUCUACUUCACCAACACCGUGGUCAACUAUGCACUCAUCGCCACCCAGAACGUUUACACGGUGGUGGCCAGCGUGUGGCAGACGGUCUCCAGCCCGCUGCAGACUGUGCUGGAGCUGGCGCUGACCUCCUUCACCUUUCUGUACAGCAGCCUGGUUGGGACUUCGGCUUUCCUGUGGUCGCCCUGUAAACUGAUGUUGGACGUUUUGGUCUCGCUGGUUCAGAUGUUUGUCAGCAUCUUCAUACUGAACAUCUACGGUCUCCUGCUCACUGUUACUAUCGCUCUAACCACCACCGCCUACCUGAACCCAGAGCUGACCCGACAGGCUGCUGUGCGAGUUGGAGAUUACAUCAACUUUUUUCCUGCCUUGCACAGACUUAAUCUGGCUUACAACCGCCUCGCCUCAGCCUUGCAGAGCACCCCACAUUUUUUCCGUGGUUCCAUGCAGCGCCUGCGACGAAUAUUCCUUCACCUCUGCCUGCUAGAGAGAGGACUCUGGCAGAAGCUGUCUCGACUCAGCAGCCAGCUAGGUUUGGCUCUGAGGACACAGCUCAGCAGGGACAACAACAGCAGAGUACGCGGCGAUGGCGACCCCAGAGAGGAGAGGCGGGACCCGCCGGAUGGAAGAGCGGGAGAUGGAGCACACCAGGAGCUGCUGGACUUAGUUUUCCCGUCAUCGAGCAUAGACAGACCGCUAAAGAAGCAGUCGUCUUCAGGCAAAGGCGGAAAACCUCUACCUGCUGAGAAUCUGCUGACUCUGCUGAAGGAGCAGGAGGACAGGAAGAAGUGUGUGAUCUGUCAGGACUGCACCAAGACGGUGGUGCUGCUGCCAUGCAGGCACCUCUGCUUGUGUAGCGACUGUACGAACAUCUUGUUGAGGCAGCCCAUAUAUCAACAGAACUGCCCGCUCUGUCGGCACAUGAUCCUCAACACUAUGGAUGUGUAUUUAUGAGAGACCAACAGAAGAGGAUCUGUGGGGGGCGGACUACAUGGAACAUAAGUAUAUAGUACACUAUGUACUAUAUACUUAUAGUAAACGUUUUUUUGCUGUCUGGCAUAUAAGUAAUCAUCAUACUUAACUUUUUCAACUAAAGGAAUAGGAAGUAACAUAAUACUCACACUGUCGGAUGUUAAUCAAACUAAUGUAUAAGAACGGUUUCAUCAUCCUCCACACAGCUGUGAACAGCUCCUGCACGUCCUUUGUGCAUUGCAUUGUGGGAGAGAAUAGUGUUUCUGUCACCUGUGAACACACUAACAUUCUGCUUAGGGUAAGCUUGCGGUGUGGAUUUGGGACACGGCUACAGUCUGUUUUGGCACAAAGAGUGCACCUGUUGAGAUACUCCAGUAUUGCCAUGUUGAGUCUCAGGUCUUGUUGCCAUUGUAACCCGUCAGUGUGCCCCCCCCCCCGCGCACGAUGCUGAAACGUCAACCACCGCUCAUGUCUUAAGAAAUGUUGUGCUUUCAGCGGGCCAAGCUGUGAAGAAGAUAAAACUGUGCUUUAUUGCAUGAGUAUACGACUGAUUCCUCACACGCUGUAUGUAUGAAUGAAUGCAGUGCGUGUAUAACAUUUAGAAACACUUCUGUACAUGACAACCACUACUCACAGAGCCACGUAAAGACGGUUUUCUGUAUUUAAGGAAAGUGUAUUCUUCCAGUCAGGCCUGAUAGAAUACAGCUUUAUUCCAGUCAUUUGUUCUAUUGAUGGAGCUUGUUCCAGUCUUCCACCAACACAUAAUCCAUAGCAGGUUCUCCCUUUCCUUUUUGUCAUUUUAAUAAGACAUAGAUUUCUGUUGUGUAAGAGGACCAUAACCUAAUAACGCUUUACAAUUUCAUUUGCUUUUUUUUUUUUUUCCCCAUUUGUUGAAGUGUUGAUAUUGAUUGGUGUUUAAUGUUUACAGGGCAGAGUUGUGACCCUCCACCCUUAUCAUGUGAAGUCAGAUCCAUCAAACCCUUUUCUUUUUUUAUUCUUAAAAUAAUUUGUAUGAUUUGACCAAUUACUGACAAUACAAGAGGCUGUCGGCAUUAUGGACUAUUCCUAAAAUGCCAAUGGCAUUCCUAAUAUAAGAUUUGCAGUGGACUGAAAACUGCUCACCUGACCAUCUCUUGUUACCUGCAGUUUGUAUGACAUGAUGUGGAUUGUUUUUUUUUUAAAUACUAUGACUGCCACAUAACGGCAACUUUUCUGUUUAUAAUAAAACAACGUCUGAAACUC
This is a messenger RNA of Anarrhichthys ocellatus (wolf-eel), 3112 nucleotides long. RefSeq names its product ring finger protein 26 (gene rnf26). The record is from RefSeq and is a predicted model, not a curated record. Gene Ontology annotation, molecular function: ubiquitin protein ligase activity. The transcript has a single exon. Gene Ontology annotation, biological process: ubiquitin-dependent protein catabolic process; protein ubiquitination. Lineage: Eukaryota; Metazoa; Chordata; Actinopteri; Perciformes; Anarhichadidae. The coding region runs from base 503 to 1852 and encodes 449 amino acids.